Molecule: messenger RNA, 2216 nt
Organism: Chara braunii
Lineage: Eukaryota; Viridiplantae; Streptophyta; Charophyceae; Charales; Characeae
Source: the annotation of a GenBank genome assembly
UCGAAGCGGUGAGCCAUCGUAAAUGUCCUACACACACGAACGAUUGACGACCACAACAGGGAGCCAUUGCUAAGUUCGAACUCGCUCACACACCGAGGAGCCAUCACAGUUAUACACAACAACCAGGCAUUGCGAAUUUCCAAAACAGAGGAGAAAACACACAGAACGACAAAUUCUAUCGGUGGCUAUCCAUCGUCGCGUUCGUCGCGAGAAGGUCGAUGACGGACAAUCGACAAAGCUCAGACGGAUGGCCAGAGGCCUUGGCACUUGCCGAAGGUCGAGUUUGUAGAGAUCGUCUCGACGACGGCCGGCUUGCCACUGUCAAGUCGAAGUCGACAGCCGGCCAGCUCCAACGCCUCUGGCCAUUGUCGAGUCGGACACGACAAUGGCCAGCCCGCCGUCGUCAAGUCGAACUCAACGAUGGGACUGUAGGGCGUCGUCGAGUCGAUGUCGACAGUGGCCAGCAGGGGGCCAUCGAGUCCAAAACACGGGCGGCAAGCGCCAAAGCCGCGGGCCAUUGUCGAGUCCGACUCGACAAUGGGGCAUCAUCGAGUCGAAGUCGACAGUGGCCAGUACGGCGUCGUCGAGUCGAACUCGACGGCUAUCAAGCGCCGAAGCCUCCGGCCACUAUCGAGUCCGACACGACGAUGACCCCAGGCCGUCGACGAUUUCGUCUCGCCAUUGUCGAGACCGACCCGGCGAUGAACCCAGGCCGUCGAGCCGGACUCGACAUUGUCGAGACCGACCCGACGAUGGCCCGGGGUUAUUGUCGAGCCGGACUCGACAUUGUCCGGGCUAAUCGUCGAGUCGGACUCGAUAAUGGCCUGUGGUCUUCGUCGAGUCGAACUCGACAAUGGCCCGGGGUCAUCGUCGAGUCGGACUCGACAUUGGCCUCUCGUCAUCGUCGAGUCGAACUCGACAACGCUCUGUGGUCAUCGUCGAGUCGAACUCGACAACGGCCCGGGGUCAUCGUCGAGUCGGACUCGACAGUGGCCGGAGGCUUUGGUGCUUGCCGGUCGUCGUGUUCGACUCUGCGACGCCUUACUGGUCACUGUCGACUUCGACUCGACGACGCCCUACUGGCCGGCCGUCGAGUUCGACUCGAUGGCGGCGGAUUGGCCAUUGUCGAGUCCGACUCGACGAUGACCACAGGCCAUUGUCAAGUUCGAUUCGACAAUGACCGCAGGCCAUUGUCGAGUUCGACUCGACAAUGCCCCCGUCGAGUUCGACUCGACGGCGGCCUCUGCAUGGGCGGAGAUGCCACGUGGCAGCACGUGGUUGAUUCACGGCGGUUUACCAUUCUCCCAGGCCUCCGCUGCUGCCUUCGAUGCGGAUGCUCAGAACUUUGCUCCGAUGCUGCGCGAACCUCAGAUGUGCGAGCGAGAUCUCCGUUGCGUUAUGCGCGAGCCUCCGAUGUGCGAGUCAACGCUCCACCGGCUUCGGACGCUUUGCGAACCUCCGCGACGCUCCUUUGCUCUCGACGAACUUGCAGAAAUGGGAAAUGGUGGGCCCACAACACUAUUUAUACUUUCUGUGGAAGGCCUGCGAGGGAAUGCGGCUUGCGGGGUGUGGGUUUCGGGACCCGGUGCCUCGGGGGGAUCAGUGUCGCGGGACCGACGUUUCGAAUCCCGGGAAAGUCUGGGCCGUCGAUCCGUCGGCUGAGGGCCAGGAUCGGGUGCGGGGAAAACCGGUGCCGAGGUGAGAAUCGGUGUCCAGCGGGCGACGAUUCGAAUCCCGGGAAAGUCUGGGUCGUCGAUCCGUCGGCUGAGGGCCACGAUCGGGUGACGGGAGAACUGGUGCCGCGGUGGGAGUCGAUGCCAAGGGGGGCGACGAUUCGGUUGCCGGUGCCAUCCGCGGCUGUUAAAACGGGCUCCGCAGAAGGAUCCAAGGGUCUUUCCCUUGCGUCGCUUCCCCAGAAAAAAGGCCGGUGCAAUGUCACCUUCGCGUCGACGUCAAAGACAGUUGCGUUGCUCCGCCACGGCAGCUGCAUUGCUGCUCCGAUUCGUGCCUUCUUUGACCCAGCACGUUCUGAACACGACCCCACCGUCGUGUUCAAACCGAUGACGGUCGUUGUCAUCGUGUCGAACACGACCGAGGUGGCAGCACCCGACCCCGCCGUCGUGUUCAAGCUAUGACGGUCGAUGUCCUCGUGUCGAACACGACCACAGGUCGUGUUCAAGACAAUGACGGUCGAGCACGGGCAUGUGCACCACAUG